Rangifer tarandus platyrhynchus (Svalbard reindeer) is the source of this 201-nucleotide messenger RNA. The record is from the annotation of a GenBank genome assembly. NCBI's taxonomy places the organism in Eukaryota, Metazoa, Chordata, Mammalia, Artiodactyla, Cervidae.
AUGGGGAAAGAGCCAGCCCAGAACCCUCCCAAGGUGACCCCAAGAACAGCCCUAAGCCUGAGCCUCCGGUUGCGGCCAAACCCGAGCCCGCAGCGCCCCCUGGCGGUCAUCUCAAGUGCGCACCGCAGCUCCCCUGUGCCCGUGCAGCCGCGCGCGUUGGAGGUGGCUGUAAAUGAAUUUAGCAUCAGCACCGUUAUUUAA